AUGUCUUCUGAUUCCGGCUUCACUCUCACCGUGCUAGGUUGCGGUACUAUGGGCAUCGCUAUUGCCAACGGCGUCCUCACCUCACUGGACGCGGGCGUCACAGCUGGCGAGGACGUCCCCGCAUCGCUACCCUCUCAGUUCAUUGCCUGCGUGCGUAGUGAAAAGAGCGCUGAGCGCAUCAAGACCGCGCUAGCCGCUCACUCCUCGCGUGUUGAGGUCGUUCGCAAUGACAACGUCGCCGCUGUACGCAAGGCGCGAGUCGUCCUGCUCGCCUGCAAGCCCUACAUGGUCAAGGAUGUGCUUGGCGUGGCUGGCAUGGCCGACGCCCUACAGGGUAAACUGCUCGUCUCCGUCUGCGCGGGCAUCACCUCCGAGGCCAUGGAGGAGGCCGUCUACGGCAGCACGGCGCCUGCCGGCAGCUCCGAGGCCGCUGGUCGCUGCCGUUGCAUUCGUGCCAUGUGCAACACAGCCGCGCUCAUCCGCGAGUCCAUGACCGUCAUCGGCAUCUCAAACCCGCCACUCGCGGACGCUGACAACGCCCUCAUCACCUGGAUCUUCAAGCAGAUUGGCGACGUCGUCUUCCUGCCCGCCAACAACAUGGACGCUUCGACCGCCCUCGCUGGUUCCGGUCCCGCCAUGUUCCUCCUCAUGCUCGAGGCCGCCACCGACGGCGCCGUCGCCAUGGGCAUCCCCCGCGCCGAGGCCCGCCGCAUGGCCGCCCAGACCAUGCGCGGCGCCACCGGCCUCGUCCAGAGUGGCGAGCACCCCGCCGUGCUCCGCGAGAACGUCUGCACCCCCGGUGGCUGCACCAUCGGCGGUCUACUCGUCCUCGAGGACGGCGGCGCGCGCGGAACCAUCUCCCGCGCCAUCAGGGAGGCGACCGUCGUGGCCAGCCAGCUUGGUAAGGGUGUUCAGAAUGUCAACGGUACUCGCCCGUACUUGCAGUAG
Messenger RNA from Cordyceps fumosorosea ARSEF 2679, 948 nucleotides. Its product is annotated as pyrroline-5-carboxylate reductase. NCBI's taxonomy places the organism in Eukaryota, Fungi, Ascomycota, Sordariomycetes, Hypocreales, Cordycipitaceae. The record is from RefSeq and is a predicted model, not a curated record. The transcript is spliced from 2 exons. Bases 1 to 948 code for a protein of 315 amino acids. Gene Ontology annotation, molecular function: pyrroline-5-carboxylate reductase activity. Gene Ontology annotation, biological process: L-proline biosynthetic process.